Drosophila mojavensis is the source of this 770-nucleotide messenger RNA. Its product is annotated as dynein light chain 1, cytoplasmic. Gene Ontology annotation, molecular function: dynein light intermediate chain binding; dynein intermediate chain binding. Lineage: Eukaryota; Metazoa; Arthropoda; Insecta; Diptera; Drosophilidae. Bases 224 to 493 code for a protein of 89 amino acids. Gene Ontology annotation, cellular component: cytoplasmic dynein complex. The transcript is spliced from 2 exons. Gene Ontology annotation, biological process: microtubule-based process; cilium assembly. The record is from RefSeq and is a predicted model, not a curated record.
AAAUAUGUUGAGCUGCCACUCUCUGAAAAACUUUUCACAUUCCGAGAAAUCUCGAUUUUGAUUUAGCUUAGAUUUAUCAGUCAAAUUGAAACUAAUGCUAGACUCUAAUAGAACAAUACAAAUUUGUGAUCAAAAUAUCGGAAAACUGCGUCCGUUGGAUAAAUUUCAUAGUCAGAACGACCACAACAAUCUGUUGAAAGCUAUUCAUUAACACAGCCCCAAGAUGUCCGACCGCAAGGCAGUCAUCAAGAAUGCGGAUAUGAGCGAGGAGAUGCAGCAGGACGCUGUGGACUGUGCUACCCAGGCAUUGGAGAAGUACAACAUCGAGAAGGACAUUGCUGCCUACAUCAAGAAGGAGUUCGACAAGAAGUACAAUCCCACCUGGCACUGCAUCGUGGGUCGCAACUUCGGCUCCUAUGUGACCCAUGAGACGCGUCACUUCAUCUACUUCUAUUUGGGCCAAGUGGCCAUCUUGCUCUUCAAGAGCGGCUAGAACCCAGUAGAGCCAGUCAAAAUAUAGCACACUUACCUAAUUGUUAUUGAAGCUAAGCACACACACACACAUAUACACAAAAAGAACUUAUAAAUGGCACACCUUUGACAUUGUCUUGCAACACUUAAUGAAACACACGGAUCUAUGGAGUGGCAAACGCUAUAUUGUAUAUCGCAUCAAUUCACCUAACACUAAGAAUGGUUUAUUUUAAUUUACACGAUUUGACGAUGAUGACUCACACAGCGUUCAAUAUGCAUUAAAACAACUACAUCAGCAA